Eruca vesicaria subsp. sativa (arugula) is the source of this 707-nucleotide messenger RNA. The record is from the annotation of a GenBank genome assembly. NCBI's taxonomy places the organism in Eukaryota, Viridiplantae, Streptophyta, Magnoliopsida, Brassicales, Brassicaceae.
UACCUUUUCUCCUCCACAAAACUAUUUCUCUUCAUCAAAUUAUAUUGAUCCAUUCCAGCUUUUCCUCAUCCUCCUCUAUGGCCGUCUCACCUAAUUCAAGUUCCUUAGAAUUAACUAUAUCAAUUCCAAGCUUCUCUCCAUCUCCUUCACUCCUUUCAUCUGGUAAUCACAUGGUGAGAGAUUUGGACAUAAAUCAAACUCCAAAGACGGUAAACGAUCGUGAGUGGAUCAUGAUCGGUGCAACACCGCAUGUCAACGACGACGAUGGCAACUCUGGCGGCAGGCGGCGCAAAAAGCUCCGUCUAACCAAAGACCAAUCGCAUCUUCUUGAAGAUAGUUUCAUACAAAACCAUACCUUAACCCAUAAACAAAAACAAGAAUUGGCCACUUUCCUGAAGCUUAGUCAAAGGCAAGUUGAAGUGUGGUUUCAAAAUCGAAGAGCUAGGAGUAAGCUGAAGCAUACGGAGAUGGAAUGUGAGUACCUAAAGAGAUGGUUUGGGUCACUGAAGGAGCAAAAUCGAAGGCUGCAAACAGAAGUUGAAGAAUUACGUGCUCUAAAGUCAGUAUCGGCCCCGGUGGUAACCAUGUGUCCUCGGUGUGAACGUGUGACCGAUGCAGCAGAUAAUGACUCUAAUGCCGUGGAGAAGGGAACAGUUCCGAGAAGCCAGUCACGGAUGACAAUUUCGUCUUCUUCUUCCCUGUGUUGA